This is a messenger RNA of Gloeophyllum trabeum ATCC 11539, 689 nucleotides long. RefSeq names its product histone H3. Gene Ontology annotation, cellular component: nucleosome. Lineage: Eukaryota; Fungi; Basidiomycota; Agaricomycetes; Gloeophyllales; Gloeophyllaceae. The coding region runs from base 89 to 502 and encodes 137 amino acids. The transcript is spliced from 3 exons. The record is from RefSeq and is a predicted model, not a curated record. Gene Ontology annotation, molecular function: DNA binding; structural constituent of chromatin; protein heterodimerization activity.
UCCCGCCCCAAGUCCAAGUCGACUUUGAGCCUAAUUCUUAUCACCUACCACCGCCACUACCACCACUACCACUACUACAAGACUAGCAAUGGCUCGCACCAAGCAGACAGCGCGCAAGUCAACGGGCGGGAAGGCCCCGCGCAAGCAGCUCGCGGCCAAGUCCGCGCGCAAGACCGCCACCGCCGCGACUGGUGGUGUGAAGAAGCCGCACCGCUUCCGCCCGGGGACCGUCGCGCUCCGCGAGAUCCGGCGCUACCAAAAAUCGACGGAGCUGCUCAUCCGCAAGCUGCCCUUCCAGCGGCUCGUGCGCGAGAUCGCGCAGGAUUUCAAGACGGACCUGCGCUUCCAGUCCUCGGCGGUGAUGGCCCUGCAGGAAGCGGCGGAGGCGUACCUCGUCUCGCUCUUCGAGGACACAAACCUCGCGGCGAUCCACGCGAAGCGCGUGACGAUCCAGCCGAAGGACCUCGCGCUCGCGCGGCGGUUGCGCGGGGAGCGGUCGUAGUUCUCAGUUGACCAGCUCGCACAGGUUGAGGGGAUUGUAUUGUUACGAUUAUUUGUAUUCUUUGUUUGUUAUUUAUUGUGAAUGUAAUGUGGAUCGGGGUUGAAACGCCUUUAGAUGAGUGAGUGAGUGGGUUGUUGAGAGGAUGGUAGGAUGAUGAGAUGGCUUGGUUAUGACAAAGUUGCGCGCC